GUUUUGUAGCAUCUCUUCCUCUCGUUGUUAACAUGGUGACAGCUAGAAUGGGAAUCAGUUUUCUGAUAUUGGCUUCAUUCACCAACUACUUUGUCAUCUUUCUAUGUUUGUCUUUGGUUCCCGUGUCAACACAAGAUGACAAGAUCACGUGCUCUAUACCGUCUGUGGAGCGGUUUCAGGAUACUGUCCUGACAUGUCACUUCCCCGAGGACCUCAGUGUCACCAAGAAGGACUUCACGGUCUACCAUUACGUUGAGCAGGGUAACCCGGAGUCUGUACUAGACUGCUGGUGGGUUCGAGGUUCACAGGAAUGUUACUCAAAACCAGGAUUCACCUACGACAAGAGGUCAAACCCUCAACCUUACUGUCGAUCGUGUGAUGGCAAACAACAGAUGCAACAUUUCAAAGGGAACAACGACUCCCAGAUCACCUUGACCUGUUUCUUUAAUGAGGACAUCAAGAAAGACGCAGAAAAAUUUAACUGUGUACAAGCACAAUGA
Molecule: messenger RNA, 500 nt
Organism: Pomacea canaliculata
Lineage: Eukaryota; Metazoa; Mollusca; Gastropoda; Architaenioglossa; Ampullariidae
Exons: 4
Coding region: 33-500 (155 amino acids)
Source: RefSeq, a predicted model, not a curated record